AUGGUGGAGCCGAAAAAAAGAAUCCCUGAAGAAUAUGAUUACUAUAAAACCUAUAUACCACAAGGCGGAUUGGAGCUUCCACGUAAACUAUUCCAUUGUUCUAUAGGAUUCCUUGUUGUUUAUCUAUACACUCAUGGUGUAACAAGAGAAGAUGUUUACCCAAUUUUGUCUUUGGCAUUAUCUAUUGUGUAUUCUGGUGAACUGUUACGGUUCAACUUUGAGUGGUUUAAUAAGAUCUAUUGUAAGGUACUAGGUUCUAUUAUGAGGCCUACAGAGGUCCGCGACCGGUUAAAUGGCACUGUAUACUAUUUGAUAGGUUGCAUUGUUGCGCUCUAUUUUUUCCCAACAGAUCUAGCAGCACUCUCUAUCCUUUACCUCAGCUGGGCAGAUCCUAUUGCCAGUUUAAUUGGAAGAUCAUUUGGAAAGUACACACCAAAAAUAGGAGGAUCACACAGUAAGAAGAGCCUGGCAGGGUCUCUCGCAGCAUUGGUUACUGGUGCGCUUGUGACUUACUUGUACUUUGGAACUUCCCCGUUCGCAAUGUGUGCAACGUCCUACAAUGCAUUGCUCAGUAUUGUGCCCUUGUGGGUUUUGUCUUUGUAUGGUGGUCUCGUGGCAGCUUUUAGUGAGGGUGUAUCUGAUUUAUGCCCUUAUUUAGCGAAUGUGGAUGAUAAUUUGUCUAUCCCAGUGAUAAGCGUUGUUUUGCUAUGGAUACCUUUGGUUUGGCUGAGACUCGGGAGUUGA
Mycotypha africana is the source of this 744-nucleotide messenger RNA. RefSeq lists its product as uncharacterized. The transcript is spliced from 3 exons. The record is from RefSeq and is a predicted model, not a curated record. Gene Ontology annotation, molecular function: ATP-dependent diacylglycerol kinase activity. The coding region runs from base 1 to 744 and encodes 247 amino acids. NCBI's taxonomy places the organism in Eukaryota, Fungi, Mucoromycota, Mucoromycetes, Mucorales, Mycotyphaceae. Gene Ontology annotation, biological process: phosphatidic acid biosynthetic process. Gene Ontology annotation, cellular component: endoplasmic reticulum membrane.